AUGGCCCCCUCCCAGUUGGCGUUUGUGACAUCGAGGUACCGGUACCUCACCAAACAUUCGGCAGCUUCAAGAGUAAGAGGCUUGGGAGUGAUGUCCAUGACGGAGAGCAAAGAAAAAGUUGUAUGGUUCCCAAAUUUGCCUCAGACUAUUGACGGUUUCUUACGAAUGGCACGUCGAACACCUAAUUGGCUCUAUCGGGCUUUAGCAUACCCAAUAGCUGCCGCUGCAAUUUACGGAACUACAUUCCCCGCGAUACCCAAUGCCCCUUUUCUUCCCCCACCUUCCAUCCCAGAGGACCCACGUAUAAAUGGCCAUUGUACCUUCUGUGGUGAGAUGGCUAGCAGGGGUUACGUCGUCUGUGCGAUCGAACACCGUGAUGGAACAAGUCCGAGUAGUGUGAUCGUCAUGGAGGAUGGAAAAAGCAAGAAAGUCAAUUUUGUUUGUCAUCAGGAUCUAUUUUGGCCGGAUCUCCCACCCCACGCUCAACCCCCAGACGACACCCACCUCCGGCACGUCCAACUUCGAAUGCGUCUGGCCGAAAUCGAACAUGUCAUCGCCGUAAUGCGUUGUGUGACAUCCGGGGAGUGUUCAAAGAAGAAACCGGACGUUCGAACGUCAGUUGGUAAAAAGCAAGAGUACGAUUGGUCGAAAUGGACAAAUGGCGUUGAUUGCAGGAAGGGGAAGGUCAUUAUGAGCGGACAUAGUCUUGGGGGGAGUGCGGCCAUCUUGGCCUGUGCGGAGAAAAAGAGGUUCGAUUUUGCGAGUGUUAUUGCUAUGGAUCCCGCUAUCCAGCGGAUCGAUCCUUGGAGGUCUAAGCUUCCUUGCCCAUUGUUGGUGGUUAAUUCGGAGGAGUUUACGCGUUCAGAUGAUUUCCCAAGGUUACAAAGGCUUUGCCGGUAUGCUCAGAAGGGCGAAGGCGUGUUCUCGAUAGCUGGCUCUACGCACCCUUCAUUCUCCGAUGUGUUCCUCAUUGUUCCUGGGAUUAUCAACCGAAUGAUAGGCCUUAGCACCGAGUCGCCUCGGGUCCUGUCCCUUGCAGUGAAUGCUACCGCUGCGUUCCUCCAGCAUGGAGGCGACGGGCGGAAUCAUGAAUUCAAUACAGUCACUUCUGAAGAAGAGACUCCCACGCCCACCCCUCCAUCACGCUCGAAUUCGCACUCCCAUCAUCACCAUCGUCACAGCCAUUUGGAGAGUCCAACUUCGCCAAAGAAUCUGGCCAAAAGUGCAGGUAUCGUUAUUCAAGUAAACACAGACGACGAUGGUGAAGCGAACGGAUUCGAGGAUACUGCUUCCGUUACUUCCUCAUCUUCCUCUCAUCCAUCUCCUACGUCACCUCUUUCAACAUCUUCCCACCCCCCACCUCUCGAUCCCCUCGCAGCACUGGAUGCCAACGAAGCACUCCGACCGCUCCGUGAACGUCGUGGAACAGUGCGCGUCUCCGGAAGAGGAUACUUCUCCGAUCGGUACGGAUCUGGCAGCUCGGCACCAGCCUCUACAUCUCGAAUUAAUCUUGGGCAGUACCAUACUAAUGGAGCAAGUAGGGUGAGCCUUGCAGUGAAGGAUUGGAGCUCGAGGGUAGGUGGAAGGAUCAGAGGAUGGAGCAGGAGUACUUCGAAUACGUUUAGUUUGUCGACUCCUUUCGGGACUCCUAAACCUAUUCCGAGGCCCAUGGGUCCUAGUGGUGUGUCUAGCAGCACAAGCGGAAGUGCAAGCGGGAGCGGGAGCGUUAUUGUGGACCCUCCUAGUGACGACGAAAGUCCAUCUCGCUCGCGGCGAGCUGAAGGGUUGACUCUCCCCCUGCUGCUCCGUCGACUAAAUAUCCCCCUGGGCUUGAUAAGUCCCGAUCAAAAGCGCGAGCCACAUUGA
Molecule: messenger RNA, 1866 nt
Organism: Cantharellus anzutake
Lineage: Eukaryota; Fungi; Basidiomycota; Agaricomycetes; Cantharellales; Hydnaceae
Product: platelet-activating factor acetylhydrolase, isoform II-domain-containing protein
Exons: 8
Coding region: 1-1866 (621 amino acids)
Molecular function (GO): 1-alkyl-2-acetylglycerophosphocholine esterase activity
Source: RefSeq, a predicted model, not a curated record